This is a messenger RNA of Pteropus alecto (black flying fox), 4706 nucleotides long. RefSeq names its product tyrosine kinase non receptor 2 (gene TNK2). The transcript is spliced from 15 exons. Gene Ontology annotation, biological process: signal transduction; protein phosphorylation; negative regulation of epidermal growth factor receptor signaling pathway. Gene Ontology annotation, molecular function: protein serine/threonine/tyrosine kinase activity; protein tyrosine kinase activity; protein binding. Gene Ontology annotation, cellular component: extrinsic component of cytoplasmic side of plasma membrane. The record is from RefSeq and is a predicted model, not a curated record. The coding region runs from base 763 to 3945 and encodes 1060 amino acids. Lineage: Eukaryota; Metazoa; Chordata; Mammalia; Chiroptera; Pteropodidae.
CUGAGGACCGGCUCCGCGAGCUGGCCUGUGGUGCAAGAGGAGGGGCUGGGGCCCCGCAAGCAGCACCAGGAGAAGGGGGGAGGCAGCCCCGCAGUACAGGAGCGUGGGGAGGCCCGCGCCGGGGUGCAGGAGCGGGGGGAGGGGAGCCAACGCAGGCUGCUGCAGCUGUCGGAGUUUGGGGACCGCUCUUUUGAGCUCGGGAAGGGGCUCGAAAGUUCCGGGGAGCAAGGGGACCAGUACUGGGAGAGCUGCGAGCACCUCAGACGGGAGGCUGUGGUUCUAGGAGAGGCCUCGACUCGCAGAGAGAGACUCGAGCUAGUGGGGAGGGCACGGCCUGUGGGGCCCCGGGGGCCUGAGGGGGAGGGGCGCCUGGGGGUGCAGGAAGCAAAUUGGCUGCCGGGGGUACAGGAGGGACAGGUGGUGCGGGCUGUCCAGGAAACAUACCUGGAGGGGAAGGAGUCCCAGGAGAGAAAGGGGCAUUCUGAGGGGCACAGGAUCCGGAGACGCAGGCGAAGGAGAAGGUGGUAACCCACAGACUGGCUGUACAGCAUCGGAAUCGCUUCAGGGCCAAAGUGAGCGCAAGAUGUAGGGAUGUGGGAAAUGGGGAACAGAAGACCUCUGUGAACCUGGGAGCGUUGGAAGCCAGUGUCCGCGAGCAGGCAGUGUCCUGCUGGAUCCUCUUCUGCCACCUCAGCCUGGACAUCAUCGAAGCUGUGUCUGCAGGGAGGCAGCAGAAAGCAGCAGAGGCUGGGGAGCAGCAGCAUGCAGCCGGAGGAGGGCACAGGCUGGCUGCUGGAGCUGCUGUCCGAGGUGCAGCUGCAACAGUACUUCCUGCGGCUCCGUGACGACCUCAAUGUUACUCGCCUGUCCCACUUUGAGUAUGUCAAGAAUGAGGACCUGGAGAAGAUUGGCAUGGGACGGCCUGGCCAGCGCCGGCUGUGGGAGGCUGUGAAGAGGAGAAAGGCCAUGUGCAAGCGCAAGUCCUGGAUGAGCAAGGUGUUCAGUGGAAAGCGGCUGGAGGCUGAAUUCCCCCCUCAUCACUCUCAGAGCACCUUCCGGAAGACCUCGCCCACCCCGGGGGGCCCAGCAGGGGAGGGGGCCCUGCAGAGCCUCACCUGCCUCAUUGGGGAGAAGGACCUGCACCUCUUCGAGAAGCUGGGAGAUGGCUCCUUCGGCGUGGUGCGCAGGGGCGAGUGGGACGCCCCCUCGGGAAAGACGGUGAGCGUGGCUGUGAAGUGUCUGAAGCCCGAUGUGCUGAGCCAGCCAGAGGCCAUGGACGACUUCAUCCGGGAAGUCAAUGCCAUGCACUCACUUGACCACCGAAACCUCAUUCGCCUCUAUGGUGUGGUGCUCACGCCACCCAUGAAGAUGGUGACAGAGCUGGCGCCUCUGGGAUCAUUGUUGGACCGGCUUCGCAAGCACCAGGGCCACUUCCUUCUGGGUACUCUGAGCCGCUACGCUGUUCAGGUGGCUGAGGGCAUGGGCUACCUUGAGUCCAAGCGCUUUAUUCACCGUGACCUGGCUGCCCGCAAUCUGCUGUUGGCCACUCGAGACCUGGUCAAGAUCGGGGACUUUGGGCUGAUGCGAGCACUACCCCAGAAUGACGACCACUACGUCAUGCAGGAACAUCGAAAGGUGCCCUUUGCCUGGUGUGCCCCUGAGAGCCUGAAGACACGCACCUUCUCCCAUGCCAGUGACACCUGGAUGUUUGGGGUAACAUUGUGGGAAAUGUUCACCUAUGGCCAGGAGCCGUGGAUUGGACUUAAUGGCAGUCAGAUCCUGCAUAAGAUUGAUAAGGAGGGAGAGCGUCUGCCCCGGCCUGAGGACUGCCCCCAGGACAUCUACAAUGUCAUGGUCCAGUGCUGGGCUCACAAGCCAGAGGACAGACCUACCUUUGUGGCCCUGCGGGACUUCCUGCUGGAGGCCCAGCCCACUGACAUGAGGGCCCUUCAGGACUUUGAAGAACCAGACAAGCUACACAUCCAGAUGAACGAUGUCAUCACCGUCAUCGAGGGGAGGGCUGAGAAUUACUGGUGGCGAGGGCAGAACACACGGACGCUGUGUGUGGGGCCCUUCCCUCGCAACGUGGUGACCUCCGUGGCCGGCCUGUCAGCCCAGGACAUCAGCCAGCCCCUGCAGAAUAGCUUCAUCCACACGGGGCAUGGCGACAGCGACCCCCGCCACUGCUGGGGCUUUCCUGACAAAAUCGAUGAACUGUAUCUGGGAAACCCGAUGGACCCUCCGGACCUGCUGAGCGUGGACCUGAGCGCCUCCCACCCAGCCCAACAUCUGGGAAGGGUGAAAAAACCAACCUAUGAUCCUGUGAGUGAGGACCAAGACCCCCUGUCCAGUGACUUCAAGAGGCUGGGCCUGAGGAAGCCAGGCCUGCCCCGUGGGCUGUGGCUAACAAAGCCCUCGGCCCGGGUGCCAGGCACCAAGGCAGGCCGCAGCAGCGACAGUGAGGUCACACUCAUCGACUUCGGUGAAGAGCCUGUGGUCCCUGCCCCAAGGCCCUGCGCACCCUCGCUGGCGCAGCUGGCCAUGGACGCCUGCUCCUUGCUGGACAAGACCCCGCCGCAGAGCCCCACUCAGGCACUGCCCCGGCCCCUGCACCCCACGCCUGUGGUGGACUGGGAUGCACGCCCGCUGCCCCCGCCUCCCGCCUAUGACGAUGUGGCCCAAGAUGAGGAUGACUUUGAGGUCUGCUCCAUCAACAGCACCCUGGUGGGCACCGGGGUCUCUCCUGGUCCCAACCAGGGCGAGACCAAUUAUGCCUUCGUGCCUGAGCAGGCGCGACUGCUCCCGCCCCUGGAGGACAACCUGUUCCUCCCUCCCCAGAGUGGGAGCAAGCCACCCAACUUGGCCCAGACCGAAGAGAUCUUCCAGGUGCUGCAGCAGGAGUGCAUGCAGCAACUGCAGGUCCCAGCCAGUUCUCUGGUCCCCUCACUCAGCCCAGUGGGCGAUGACAAGCCCCAAGUGCCCCCUCGGGUGCCCAUUCCCCCAAGGCCCACGCGCCCACGAGGCGAGCUGUCUCCAGCCCCUUCAGGCGAGGAAGAGAUGGCGCGGUGGCCUGGACCUGCCUCCCCUCCCCGGAUACCUCCCCGGGAGCCCCUGUCCCCUCAAGGUUCGAGGACCCCCAGCCCCCUGGUGCCACGUGGCAGCUCCCCGCUGCCAUCCCGGCUCUCAAGUUCACCUGGGAAGACCAUGCCUACCACCCAAAGCUUUGCCUCAGACCCCAAGUAUGCCACACCCCAGGUGAUCCAGGCGCCUGGCCCACGGGCUGGUCCCUGCAUCCUGCCCAUCGUCCGUGAUGGCAAGAAGGUCAGCAACACCCACUACUACCUGCUGCCUGAGCGCCCACCCUACCUGGAGCGCUACCAGCGCUUCCUGCGUGAGGCCCAGAGCCCCGAAGAGCCAGCUGCCUUGCCCGUGCCCCUGCUGCCCCCACCCAGCACCCCAGCCCCUGCUGCCCCCACUGCCACUGUCCGACCUAUGCCCCAGGCUACUCCAGACCCCAAGGCCAACUUCUCCACCAACAACAGCAACCCAGGGGCCCGGCCAGCAGCCUUGAGGGCCAGUGCUCGACUGCUACAGAGGGGAUAUCCUGGAGACGGGCCAGAGGCUGGACGGCCAGCAGAUAAGAUCCAGAUGCUGCAGGCCAUGGUGCAUGGGGUGACCACAGAGGAGUGCCAGGCGGCCCUGCAGAGCCACAGCUGGAGUGUGCAGAGGGCUGCCCAGUAUCUGAAGUGUGUCCCAUGGCACCACCCUCUGCUCUUUAGGUGGAGCAGCUCUUUGGGUUGGGUUUGCGGCCGCGAGGCGAGUGCCACAAAGUGCUGGAGAUGUUUGACUGGAACCUGGAGCAAGCCGGCUGCCACCUUCUGGGCUCCUGUGGCCCUGCACAUCACAAGCGCUGAGAUGUCUGGAGAGCCAGAGGGUCUGCCCUGAAGAACUCCGUUGAGCCUGUCCUUCUGAGGAGGGUGGAGAGAUGCCCAUCCCAGGCCUGGAGGACUUGCUGCUGCCUGCUGCUCCCAGUGGCAGAGGGAGACCAAGGCAGCAGGAGGCUGGGAGCCCUACCUUGCCUGUCCCUCCCUCACCCAGUGCUGUCCCUGCAACUUCAGUUCAGCCCUUGGUGCCCCUGGCCAAGGUGUAGGAAGGAGCCCUGUGAAAGCAGGCCUGGAAGUGGCCUCAGCAGGCCCUGCGACUGACUAGCCUCUGGCUCUACCGGGUCGGGCCUGUGGCAAGAGUGUGUCCCCAAGUCCUGCCGUGGGGAAGCGAGGCUUGACCACAAGCUGGGAGGAUGUGUUGUCCACAUGGAAAUGUGGACCAGCAAAGGGCUGGGCCCUUCUCCAGGAAGCCCCUGGUGGGCAGUUGGGGUGUUGGACAGAAUGUGACUUGUGGCUUUGCCAUGGACAUGUUACGGGACUUGGCUGGUCUUAGGAUCUUGUGCCUAGAAAUAGCCUGAGGUGGCUCAGGAAGCAGAGCAAGGGUGCCAGAUAGUUCUCUGGCAGGGACCAGGGCCCAAGGCCCCAGAGUUGGAAGGAGACCAAGGGGGCAGCUGCCCUGGAGGGACACCAGUGCUUCCUCUGACCCCACUCCUUCCCUGUGUGUUCCAUGUUUCCCCACCAACUUCUGUUGCCAAAGUUGCUUCCCCAGCUAUGGAUAUCUGCUUCUUCCAGAGAAAUAAAGUUAGUUUCUAUUUUAUGUUA